AAGUCCCUCAUUUUUUCCCAUUCUACCAAGUUUCUACUCCACUAAUCUCUCUCCAAAACCACAACACUAACGUGUUGUGUUAACAAUAAAAAAAUAAAAAUGGGGUCAUUAAUAGGUCAUGUUAUACCAGGGUUUGGUUUUUUUCUUAUUGGUAUUUGGCAUUUGCUCAACCACAUAAAAUUACAUGCUUUCCACCCAAAAUCCUACACUUCCUUACCAUGGUUCCCAGCUCCAAAAAUCAGGUACGUGGAACUUUAUGUGAUUCUGUUUGGCACCUUAGUCUCCAUAUCAAUGGAACUCUUCAUUGGUCCAUCAAAACACCAACCUUUUGACUCUGAUGGAACCAUACCUUCAUAUCAUCUCCAUAACUUUGAACAUGCAAAUAUCUCCCUUACUUUCUUUGUCUAUGCAUCCUUUUCGAUCUUAUUCGACAAAAUCAUCCCUUCAACCUCAGCUCAAAAUGGACUUACGUUAUUUCUUGGAGCUGUUGCUUUUGGUCAAGAACUCCUUCUUUUCCAUCUUCAUUCUACUGACCAUAUGGGUGUUGAAGGACAAUACCAUUGGCUUCUCCAAAUUGUCAUCUUUUCGUCUUUUAUCACUACUCUUUUGGGAAUUCCUUUCCCUAAAAGUUUCUUGAAUAGUUUUGUGAGGUCUUAUAGCAUUAUGUUUCAAGGAAUUUGGAUGAUGGUCAUAGGUGUCAUGCUUUGGACUCCAGAGUUCAUCUCAAAAGGUUGCUUUCUCAACUUUGAAGAAGGGCAUAAAGUGGUUAGAUGUCAUAAGAAGGAAGCACUUGAAAGAGCAAAGGCAUUAGUAAAUAUCCAAUUUAGUUGGUACUUGGUUGGGAUUACUGUUUUUACACUCUCACUUUAUUUGGUUCUAGUCAAGGCUUUUAGGGAAAAUGUUGAGUACUUGUCUUUAAUAAGCAAAUUUGAGGAGGAGGAUUUAUUUGAAGAUGUUGAAGCUCAGAAGAAAAGACUUGUCAACCAUAUUGGUGAGCAAAAGAGUUUUGUUGAAAUGGGAAAAAUAGAGAAUAAUUAGAAAUGGAAUGUUUCAUGUCUAAUCUUGUGUGGUGAGUGUGUGUUGUUGGGAUGUAGAAGAAAAAUAAAUAUAUCCUCAUUGGCAUGUUGUAUUUACUCAUUUGAUCAAAGCCUAGUAAAAUAAAAAAAUUAAAAGGGUGUGUAGGGGAUUGAGAUCAAUUCAAUAUUUAUGUGGUUAAUUUGUUUAUAUGUUUUGGGGAGGAAAGCAUGUGGUGGGAGAAAAGUUUAUUGUUGGAAGGAUUUUUUUAAUUAAUAAACAUGUUCAAUAUUGUAGUACUAUAUAAUUUAAAAGGCUUUUUGGGAUUCA
Messenger RNA from Solanum pennellii, 1344 nucleotides. RefSeq names its product transmembrane protein 45B-like. Bases 100 to 1038 code for a protein of 312 amino acids. NCBI's taxonomy places the organism in Eukaryota, Viridiplantae, Streptophyta, Magnoliopsida, Solanales, Solanaceae. The record is from RefSeq and is a predicted model, not a curated record. The transcript is spliced from 2 exons.